UAGGUGUAAAAAAUUUCAAAUGUAUAAACUUGCAGGCAAUAUGAAAAUCAGAACAAUUACAAAUGUAUCAACUGCUAAAAGUCAACAUUACAACAGCCAUAACAACAUCGACAGCAACAACAAGAAAGAUAGGGAAAUACGAAAAAGCAACAGCGCCAAAAUGCCAACGAUCAAAUUAGGGCAGCACAAAAAGCGGUCGCUCAUGCAUGCGCGAUUUGUAGGUGUGGAAAUAAACACCUCAAAAUUAUAUGCCAGCAGAAUUAAAGGAUGUGGCAGCAUAUGCAUAUGUGUAACUUAUGCAAGUCACCUCUUAUGUACACAUACCAUAUGUAGGUACAUUUUAUAGUAUUCACAUACUUACUUGCAUCGUUCGUACGUUGU
This is a messenger RNA of Anastrepha obliqua, 381 nucleotides long. RefSeq lists its product as uncharacterized. Lineage: Eukaryota; Metazoa; Arthropoda; Insecta; Diptera; Tephritidae. The record is from RefSeq and is a predicted model, not a curated record. The coding region runs from base 20 to 346 and encodes 108 amino acids. The transcript is spliced from 3 exons.